GGACGCAUGAUGCUGUGAACGUCUGGGCGCCCAGCAGGGGAAAGACGCUAACCAGAGGGGUGGAGCCUGGAGAAAGGCCAUGUCCGGUCUGCGGAUGCUGCUACUGCUGCUCCUACUCCCCGUGCAGCUUUCCAAGGCCCUUCCACUGCCUUCUCAACACAAUGAAGAGAAAACUAUAAAAAUUGUUCAGAAUUACCUAGAAAAGUUCUACCAAUUACCAAAGAUCAGAUCUCAGUCUGCAAGGAUGCACAGCAACAGUGUGAUUGUUGAAAAGCUGAAAGAAAUGCAGCAAUUCUUCGGACUGAAUGUGACCGGGAAGCCAAAUGAGGAAACCCUGGAGAUGAUGCAAAAGCCUCGAUGUGGAGUGCCGGAUGGCGGCGAUUUCAUGUUAACUCCGGGAAACCCCAAGUGGACACACAAUAACCUGACCUACAGGAUUAUUAACUAUACCCCACACCUGUCCCAGGCUGAUGUGGAAGCAGCUAUUAAGAAAGCCCUUAAAAUCUGGAGUGAUGCAUCGCCCCUGACCUUUGCUAUCUCACGGGGAAAAGCAGACAUCGAUAUUGCUUUCGUCCAAAGAGUGCAUGGUGACAAUUCUCCAUUUGAUGGACCUGAUGGAAUCCUUGCUCAUGCCUUUCAGCCAGGCCAAGGUAUUGGAGGAGAUGUUCAUUUUGAUGCAGAAGAAACCUGGACCAAAACCUAUGAAAAUUACAACUUGUUUCUUGUUGCUGCCCAUGAACUUGGCCAUUCCUUGGGGCUCUCUCACUCCUCCGACCCUGGUGCCCUGAUGUAUCCCAACUACGCUUACAGCGAACCCAGCACCUACUCACUCCCUCAAGAUGACAUCAAUGGCAUUCAGGCCAUCUAUGGACCUUCAAACAGCCCUGUCCAACCAACAGGAUCGAGCACGCCCACAGGCUGUGACCCCCGUCUGACGUUUGAUGCUAUCACUACGUUGCGAGGGGAAAUACUUUUCUUCAAAGACAAAUACUUCUGGAGAAGGCAUCCUCAGCUACAAAGAGUCGACCUCAAUUUUAUUUCUCUGUUCUGGCCAUCCCUGCCCAGUGGUAUACAGGCUGCUUAUGAGGAUUCUGACAGGGACCUAGUUUUCCUAUUUAAAGGCAACCAAUACUGGGCUCUGAGUGGCUAUGACAUCCAGCAAGGUUACCCCAAGGAUAUAUCAAACUACGGCUUCCCAAGCAAUGUUCGAGCGAUCGAUGCAGCUGUUUCCUACAGGACAAAAACAUACUUCUUUGUAAACGACCAGUUCUGGAGAUAUGAUAACCAAAGACAAUCCAUGGAACCAGGUUAUCCCAAAAGCAUAGCAAGUACCUUUCAAGGAAUAGAAAAUAGAGUUGAUGCAGUUUUCCAGCAAAAUAACUUCUUCCUUUUCUUCAGUGGACCCAGAUAUUAUGCAUUUGAUCUUAAUGGUCAUAGAGUCACCAGGGUUGACAGAAGUAUUCGAUGGCUUAAUUGCAGAUAA
This is a messenger RNA of Artibeus jamaicensis (Jamaican fruit-eating bat), 1483 nucleotides long. RefSeq names its product matrix metallopeptidase 8 (gene MMP8). The record is from RefSeq and is a predicted model, not a curated record. NCBI's taxonomy places the organism in Eukaryota, Metazoa, Chordata, Mammalia, Chiroptera, Phyllostomidae. Gene Ontology annotation, biological process: collagen catabolic process; extracellular matrix organization; proteolysis. Gene Ontology annotation, cellular component: extracellular matrix. Gene Ontology annotation, molecular function: metalloendopeptidase activity; zinc ion binding. Bases 80 to 1483 code for a protein of 467 amino acids. The transcript is spliced from 10 exons.